This is a messenger RNA of Trichosporon asahii var. asahii CBS 2479, 1038 nucleotides long. RefSeq lists its product as uncharacterized. The coding region runs from base 1 to 1038 and encodes 345 amino acids. NCBI's taxonomy places the organism in Eukaryota, Fungi, Basidiomycota, Tremellomycetes, Trichosporonales, Trichosporonaceae. The transcript has a single exon. The record is from RefSeq and is a predicted model, not a curated record.
AUGUUCAAGCGCUUCCGCAAGUUUGUUAAGCGGGUCUUCAAUCGUCUUGAGGAGCGUCCCGCUACUCCUUUCAUCUCGACUCCCAACGGUCAGCCCGAGAACAACGCGGAGAAGCCCGAUUCCCCCGCUCUGUUUCAAGAUGUAAUUGACCUUAUCAACUCCGCUGGACCUGCCGACGCCCGCACCUCGACCUCGACUGCAAGCACGUAUGCCCCGACCCUUCCCGUUACGUCUGCGAAGUACCCUUGGCAUGAUGACUGUUUCUACAUUCUGGUCAUUGAGGCGGUCAAGACCACUCGAGUCCUUGGGACGCCUGUGAAGCGCACGAUUCACGAUUAUCGCAUCCUGACCCCCAACUUUGAGUGCCCGAACGACACGACGGACCCUCUGCACUGGUCUCACGGACCUGAUGACCCACUCUGCAGGUCCACCAACGAUGCAAGUGUUUGGUGCUGCUCUCGCGAACACAUGUACCACCUCGUGGACCGCUGCAAGCGGAACCUCCCCAACCCACCUCGUUGCCCCCACGGCUGUACUUUCGCUAAGAUUAUCAACAAGGAGAAUGCGUUCCUUCAGGAUCGCGCCCGACCCUCAACUCGCGGCCCGAUACACACGCCCGUGCCUUGGAAUGACGCUGGCAACAUCUUCAUUACUGCCCCUUCUGCCUCUGCUCGUAGCCCUGCCGCCGAUCGCAACAUCGUCUUCCCCGUUCCCGAGCCCCUUGUGGACGGUCGCUACGUCUCCUUACCGGUCGCCGGUUCGCACCUGCUGUACGAGUCCGACAUGCAGCCCUCGACUGCUUAUCCCGCGUGUGCUGCCAAAUUGCGCCCCUGCAACACGACUGCUUCCGCUUCCCACGAUGCACUGCCUACGCCGCCCGAGUCUAACACCGGUACUCCCACCCUCAUCGACAGCUCGGACAGCCUCCCACGUGUUUUCAAGUCGACGGACAUUCCGGCACUCGCUCUCAACGGCGAUGACAUGCCUCAGAGCUCGAAGGACAAGGGAUUCGCAGCCCCAACCUACAACGCGAUGUGA